Messenger RNA from Aureobasidium musti, 717 nucleotides. The record is from the annotation of a GenBank genome assembly. Lineage: Eukaryota; Fungi; Ascomycota; Dothideomycetes; Dothideales; Saccotheciaceae.
AUGGCCGACGAAGACAAACAGCCACGCAACAGGAAAGAGCGUCGCGCCGCCGCAAAAGAAUCUGGCAAACAUCCUUCAGCAGCAACCAUCAAUGCCGCUGGAAACAUCCCAAUGGCUCAACCCGACAGAUCUGGUCCAAAAGGAAAAACACUUCUAGAUAUCGCCGACGAGCGAACUGCUGCACUUCAAGGCAUGAUGGCUUCCGGCCAACCUUUCGAAAAAUCCCUCGGUGAUGGUUUAGCCCGAGAUGAGAAUGGACGAGUGUUGUUACCAGCCAAAGACAGCAACGACGACGAUGUCAUUAUGGGACCUGGUGUAGAAGCUUUCUUCUUGUCCACAAGUCUGGCCAUGGUUCAUUUCACUCUGGAUGUAUUGGUGUUCAAUCAGUAUGCGCAAGAGAUCAGCUGGCCUGCCAUCAUCCAGCGCACCAUCAUCGCAUACCCAAUCCUGUUUCUCAUCGUCUACAUGAUGAAACUUGAGAUGGCGAAUCGCUUCCAAACACUGAGACAGUUGUUCUGUCUGGCUGUCGCCAUUGCUUCAGGCUGUUAUAUGAUCUAUGCUGGCAACACGUACGACUAUUUUGCAGUCAUGAAACAGGCGCCUCCAUUGGGUACAUUAUGGAUCUGGAGUGUUAUCGAGAUGAAACUGGGAUAUGCUCUUGUGAGUAUUGUGGUAGAUGUUGGCUUCUUGUUCUGGAAUGGUUACACUGUAUUUUGA